AUGAGGGACCGGAAGGCAGUCCGGGAACCCAACCCAUAUGUGUUUGAGGGUUAUGCCCGAGGAUUGACGGCGGAGCUCUACUAUGUGCGUGAGGGCGUGGUGAACGAUUACGCCCUGAACUGGAGGGUGCCCGUGGCCGCCAACGUGCACCGCCUCUACUUCAAAUGGCAGGCGCUCACCAAGAAGCCUGUGCUGUACAACAUGGCCAUUUGGACCAACGAAACGGAGCCGCCCGGACCGUCCCCAAUGGCCCCGCCCUCCGUCAACGUCUCCCUCACCGGUACUGUUCCCACGGAGCCCCUCACCUUCAGGCUGGACUUGCCCUGCCUAGGUAUACGCAGCGCUGAGGUCGACGUGAUUCUGAACAUCAAUGUGACGUCCCCGAGGCCCCGCCAGCCGCCCACUGUCCUCUACUUCAUGCGACGGAAGAUCUGCCUGGAGGGUCAGUCAGCCGAGACGUACGCCCCGCAUCUCGGCCCGCCGGGAGAACGAGGCGGCGAGGUGUCCAUGCCCGUGGCUUAUUACGUGGUGCCCUCCCUGGCUGGCCUCACCCUCGUCCUCACCAUCAUCGGUCUCGCUGCGUAUGUCAGGAGGAGGAGGCUUAAGAGGGAUCGCGACCACAGGAUUCUAGACGUGAACGACCUCGGGGUGAAGGCUCGUCCCAUGACUAACUCGACACUGCUUCGCGCCGCCACUCCCAACAACAACACCUACACCCUUCCCUCCUCAAUCACCAUCAAUUCCUACGCCUCCCUCAGGAAACUCACUACUCCCAUCACGCCCCUCACGCCCCUUACACCCGCCCACGCCCACAACCAGGUGUCCACAACCGUCUCUCUCACCCAGUGCAGUAGGGAGAGCGGUAGCAGGGACGCAUGUGAUGCCAGCAGAGACAGCGGCAGUAGAGAUACUUGUCAGUCGUCCAGCUCCCUUAGUAGGUCGGAGGUGAUCGUCGACCCGUCCGCUGCCGAGCUCCAGGAGAGGUUCCGACAGAUGGAGGUUGAGAGGCAAAGGGUGCGUCUUACAGCCGUGGCACAUGAAGGCUCCUUUGGAAGAGUGUUCCGAGGAUGGAUUCAACGCGACCGUCCAGAACAGGACCAGCAGGUGCUCAUUAAGACGGUGACAGAGGGCGCCCCGCACGACGAGGUGGUGGCACUCUACCGGGAGGGCACGCACUUGUUCAAUCUCUACCACAGAAACGUCCUCACUAUGGUCGGCAUCUCCUUCGCAGACAACAGUUCUCCCUUCCUCAUCUACCCCUUCCACGGGUACCAAAAUCUCAAGCAGUACCUGCAGGAGCACCGCGGGGGACACCUGCGCGCGGCAGAGCUGGUUGAGUUGGCAGUGCAGGCUGCCCACGGGCUGGCUUUCCUCCACACGGCAAAUGUUCUGCACGGGGAUGUCGCUGCCAGGAACUGUGUGGUGAGCGAAAAAUUACAGCUGCGGAUCACAGAUGCCGCUCUCUCCCGUGACCUCUUCCCCUCGGACUACGAGUCAGCCGGCGCAGAGUUAGCCAGACCUAUCAAGUGGAUGGCCUAUGAAGUCAUUACGGACCGCGUCAUCUCCACCUCCAGCGACGUGUGGUCCUACGGUGUGUUGUUGUGGGAGCUGACCACCCUGGCACAGCAGCCCUACGUGGAGGUGGCAGCGUGUGAGAUGGCCGAAUACCUGCGUGACGGCUACAGACUUGCUCAGCCUCUUAACUGCCCUGACGACUUGUACAAAGUGAUGGCUUUCUGCUGGGCCAUCCAUCCCCACGACCGACCCCACGCUAAGCUCAUCCUAGACUACCUGGCCGCAUUCCACCAGCAACUCAACAGCUUCAUCUGAUAUACGGAAAAGGGAGGAGGAGGAGGAGGGAAGGGACAAACGAAAACGAAUUCAUCUACAAACAAGAAAAAGAAAAAGAAAGAUGCAAAGAAUGAUGACAGCAAGAAGAAACACAAAGAUAUCGAAGAAAAGGAAAGGAAAAUAGAAAAAGUGAAGUUUGAAAAGUAGAAACGAAAGUGUGUAUCGUAAUACCAGAAACACCUGACACAAACUAUAUCUAAACCAUUAUUUCAUAAAAAAUAAAAAAAAAUAUCAAUAGUGGCUUCUUAAGAUAAAAAAGAAAGCUGCAAACGGAAAACUCCACCUUUGAUGGUUCCGAGUUUUUCCUGUAGGUGGCGGAAAGAGCACGCUGAGGCCGCAGGUGACACACAGGGAGAGGGGCGGGCCUUACAUGUGGAGGAGGAGGCUAGAUUAGGGAAGGAGAAUCAUCGCCUCCUGCCGCAGCAAGGGAUCCUACCCUCAGGCCGGGCGGGUUGGGUGGUCAGGGCGGCCUAGACACGAUAGGGAAGCCGAGUGUGUUCAUAGCAGUAGCUUUUCUAUGUCCUUUUACCUAGAGACUAACUAUUUUAGGCAUAAUCUGUGUGCACUUGUAUAGGUUUGUGUUACACCUGGCGGCCAGCGAACAUUCCACGCCGCAGGGUGUACUCGUACUCACACGGGAGUGAACACCUCGGCCAUGUGUACCUAGCCAAAUGUGUAUGUACGUAUGUAUGUAACGCAAUGGACAAUUAUUAGUACGUGCACACUCUUAAUGGGACGUACACGUGACGGGGUGCACUACUGAGGGGACAAACCUAGCAGGGUGCUCAUUGCGGGGGUGCACACGUCACCGCAGACUCAAGCUAUUCACUAGUCAUUUAGUUUUUGUACUGGUCAGGACCCGGUGCCCCCCACCCCCCCCAUCCCCUGUAAAGUGUUUGCUUGUGUGCUUGAUUCCCGCUCAGUGUUCCGAGUCCCUUUUUAUAUAACGCAGUGUGAGCCAGUAAACCGAGUCAAGAGUGAGUCCUUUCAACUUCAUAGCGUAAGGUGUCAUAAGUAUUUUCUCCACACCUUGUCCUGCUUCAGCAGUGAGUCCUUCGGGGCUAAUUGACGUUCAUUUGUUUCUUCCCUUCGAUGUUGUUGAUGUAAGGCCGACAACCAUUGGGUUAGUGUUAUAAGUAAGGCUUUUUUUGUACCUCUUGUCCAGUGCAAGACUUUGAUGUGAUAUUUUCUACACCGAUGGAGUCCUAUAUUAGGGGUCCGGCAUCGGGUUGCCGGCGGUGUUCAAAGGCAUUUUGGUACACUUACCCUGGCAGGCGAGUGGCUCUGUGCUCUCCAUUUCAUGCAUUGGUGGUUAUGAAGCACUUCUUUAUGUGAAUAUUGGUUUUAUAAAGUUUAAUAGAUUUUAUUAAUUCCUGUUCUUACUGUAGUGGGUGAUGAAAUAUGAUCACAUUACUUCAUGAUAUCUUCAUUUAUUUGUUACA
This is a messenger RNA of Scylla paramamosain (green mud crab), 3293 nucleotides long. Its product is annotated as tyrosine-protein kinase Dnt-like. Bases 1 to 1830 code for a protein of 609 amino acids. The record is from RefSeq and is a predicted model, not a curated record. Lineage: Eukaryota; Metazoa; Arthropoda; Malacostraca; Decapoda; Portunidae. Gene Ontology annotation, cellular component: plasma membrane; signaling receptor complex. Gene Ontology annotation, biological process: positive regulation of kinase activity; axonogenesis; protein phosphorylation. Gene Ontology annotation, molecular function: protein kinase activity; ATP binding. The transcript has 9 exons.